Macrosiphum euphorbiae (potato aphid) is the source of this 1050-nucleotide messenger RNA. The record is from the annotation of a GenBank genome assembly. Lineage: Eukaryota; Metazoa; Arthropoda; Insecta; Hemiptera; Aphididae.
AUGCAGUUGGCCGCCAGACGGAUCCGAUGGAUGUGUUUGUUGUGCGCGUGCGCGCUGGCCGAUCAACGCGUCAACACCGCGAACAACGACACUGCACAAACAGGGUUGGGAGAACAGUGUUUCCAAGACGACACGUGUCAGUUGCACGACAAGCACGCGGUGUGCGCACAGGUGGACCACAACGCAAUAUGCAAGUGCAAACAGGGCUACCACAUCGUUACCGUUUCCAGGCCUACCAACGCCAGGAGCAGUUUUUGUGCCCAAGACGAUUCGGACGGCAAAGCUGGCGGUUCGUCGCUGCUCGGCGUCGUGGUCGGCCUGCUAGUGUUCUCGGCGCUCAUCUGUUUCGGGCUGCGCCUGUCCACGGCCUCCAGACCCCGGCAUUUCCCGACCACCAACUUAUAUCCGAACAAGCUGCUGUGCUCACGUCAAACUAAAGCGUCUUCGAGCAAACAUUACGGAACGUCAGACUCUGGGGCGGCCAACGGCCAACAAGAAGACGAGAGCAGUGCUGGUCAGUCGGAGGCCAAAGACGAUGAGACCAGCAGGGUAGGAGCUGCCAGGGCAGCUGCUUUCAUAUUGAUCUCUUGCCGGCCGUCCACGUCGGAGUCACCAACGGCCUCCCCAGGCAGGGCAAAAAGGGCGAAAAAAUUGGGUUACGGCCGCACCGGCAGCGAUCCAGCUGUGCACAGCACAUCUUCAGUGAAAACAUAUAACUUGAAAUGGUAUCAAAGGGACCAGCAGAGAAGGCAUUCGACAAAGAACAGAGAAGCAAAAGGCACUCCACCUAGUCAUUGUUCGACCGAACAACUAAUACAAAAUAGUUCUAAAGAUGAGUGUUCCAGAAACAGUCAGACCACGUUGAACUCUAAGGACAAGUCGAAAGCGUCGUCGGUGAGCCGCAUCGAACACAGAGCGCUGGUCCAUCAUUCGGCAGCGGCCAUUAGCGGUGGCAGUAGCGGAAAUAUCCCGGAACCCGCGGCGACAGUCGAGCCAUCGGAACAGCUGCUACAACGUCCGGAAGGAAUUAACGCACAGGGGACACGAUGA